Messenger RNA from Acanthosepion pharaonis, 765 nucleotides. Lineage: Eukaryota; Metazoa; Mollusca; Cephalopoda; Sepiida; Sepiidae. The record is from the annotation of a GenBank genome assembly.
AUGUAUCCAUUUUUCCUAUCUGCACAUCGUCUUACUUGCUCACAAAGAUAUUACUCACAAAGUUCAAAGCUUUUCCCCCUCUUUCUCCUCAGCUUAGACAAGACUCUGCCUGACCCACGGAAAGUCACAGCACCGCCUUUCCUUUGUAACGUCUGGUUUUUCUCCAUAACUCUUUUUUUUCUUUUCAUUUGUUUUUUGUUUUUUGUUUUUUUAUUCUUUCUUUCUUUCUUUCUUUCUUUCUUUCUUUCUUUCUUUCUCCUUGAGUUUCUUUCUUUCUUUUCAUUCGUGUUUCUUUCUUUCUUUCCCCUUGAGUUUCUUUCUAUUUCCUUAAGUUUCUUUCUUUCUUCAUUUUCCUCAGUUUUCUUUCCCGAGGAUUUUCCUUCUUUCUUCCACUAUGGCCAGCUAUUAUCUAUCUAUCAGACCAUGCACAUACAUACUUCUAUCUAUCUAUCUAUCUAUCUAUCUAUCUAUCUAUCUGCUACCAUAUCUAUCUAUCUAUCUAUCUAUCUAUCUAUCUAUCUAUCUCAGCCUGUUCAUCAUAUCUAUCUAUCUAUCUAUCUAUCUAUCUAUCUAUCUAUCUAUGUCAGUCUCUUCGUAUCUAUCUAUCUAUCUAUCUAUCUAUCUAUCUAUCUAUCUGUCUGUCUGUCAGUCUAUACACAUCUGAUCUAUCUAUCUAUCUAUCUAUCUAUCUAUCUAUCUAUCUAUCUCUCACUCUCUCUCUCUCUCUCUCUCUCUCUCUCUCUCUCUCUCAAAUCCUCCUACUAA